UCGAGUCUGAGGAGGGGAGUAUAAUUACAGCGUUUCGCUUCACAUUCGAAAGACUACUAAGAAACUCAUAGCUUCAUAUUUCAUGACCAGAUAAGUACAGGAGAAAUUUAGAAAUUUAAAUGCACAUAUUUGUAGUCCCUUAUAUUUACAAAAACAAUGUAUAAUGGUUUUCUUAUAGUACACGUUGAUGUUUUAUUGGCUAUAUCGUUUUACUAUAAAUACUACAGGAAAAUACUAUAGUAAAGCAUGGUUUAUUUUCGUAAAGUUUACUGUAUAUAUAAAUAUAUUAUAGUAGGCCUACAUAGAAAUAUAUAUUAGAUUAUACUAUAUUAUAAUCUAAUAGUAUACUGUGGGGGGUGAUAUUGCACCAAAUCUCUCUCUCUCUCUCUCUCUCUCUCUCUCUCUCUCUCUCUCUCUCUCUCUCUCUCUCUCUCUCUCUCUCUCUCUCUCUCGUUUUAUCAGAUGUUAUUAAACAAAACUCAAAGUUAAUAUAUUAUCAGAAAAUGCUAAAGAGAUCUCCAAAGCCACUGCUUAUACAGUAGGUAAAUUAGGGCCUAUUACGUUCUGAAUCCUGACGUCAGUGUGAGGAUUUGCAAGUGUCUUGAAUGGGUCUCAUUGGCACGCACAAUCAUCUGCAAUUGCACACACCACACUGUCAUUCAGAUAUGCUGAUGCUACUAAGGUCUGAAUGUUACCAUGGCAGCACACUGGAUCACAACUGACCUGCACACACUGAGCUGUGAAACCUCUGAUAAUAAUGACUGACUUGUCAUCAAGGGCUCUAAAACCAUCCAUGGUGUCUGCAGUUGUUAAACAUUUGCAUGGGUAUAAAAGCUCAUGAAGGGAGCAUCUCUCUAUUCCAGAGGAAGGCAAUGUUACUCAUUUAAUAGUAGAGAGGGUUUAAUAAUCCCACUGUUUUCGGUAGUAUUCACGUGGAAUAAUUGUUGUUGACAAAACAGGCCAUUCUCUCAGGUGAAAUAAAUAAAUACUUAUUUUUAAUUUUGUCAUUUUGCACCUGUUGUCACGUAUGUCUGGCAGUUUUAUUGCAAAGGUAGCAAUAUUUCUUAGUUUCUUUUGCGAAGUGUCUCCAUGGAUACAUUCCUUAGAGAAACACAAAAUGGUAGUUUGCCCUCACAAAUGUCUUUUCAUCUUCACUUAUUUGCUUUAGCAGAAAAUGAUUGUUAGUGUCAGUGUUAGAUGUGCAGUGAACAGUGGGCUCCAUCACCAGAGUUAGUGACUGACUACCGGGCUGAUCAAUAAACUGUAAUGACGCUAUUUUUCAUGUGUCUGAAAUAAAGAAGAAAUAGUUUUUCACAAUCUGACCCAGAUCUUGAUGCUAGAUAUAUGACCACCAUAUAGUACCAUUAUUGAAAAUACUGACGAAUCCAAUAAUGAGGAAUCAUUAGGGGGCAGGUGCGAAAUACAGUACAUCCUUCAUCACUGUAUAGUAUAGACCAUCAUAAAAUGACUGCAUUUAUUUAUAAUAAAAAAAAUUCUUUCACACCUGGAGUUUCAGAUUAAAUCUAGACAAUGUUAAAAAGUCAAUAUUAAAAAAAAAUACCAAGAAUUUCUUUAACAAUUGUCUCUUUUGUAUCAUUCCUAUUUUCCCAAGCAAUUUUAGAAGAAAUACCCAAAGUUGGUACCUAAAUGAAACACAAGUGGGAGCUCCAUCAAAUCUCCUGAGCUGUGAAAGAGCAGCCUCUGAGCAAUAAAGGUCCUCUAGAUGGAAGCCACUGACCUUUAAGGAAAUAAAAAGGAAGCUGCAAUCAUCACCUCACCCCUCCACAUUCCUACUCCUGUGUUUUCAUUACACGGAAACUACCAGACCGUGACUAGAUAUCGGCCUGAGUGGACAAAGGUUUAUGUGUUUGAUCAAACACCCUCCCCACCACAACACCACACAACAGUCCAGAAGCAGAGAGAUGAGCCAAACAUCUGAAGAUCUUCUGAUCAUCUAUGAGUCUGAGGCAGAGCAGUGGGCAUCAUACCUGCGCUCCCACUUGGCAGGUCCCAUUCCUGAAACCGGCAUCUGUUGUUAUGAUAUUGCCAUGGUUACCAGUCGCAAGGAUGACUUCCUGAGACUGAAAGGGUACAAAUGCAAGCUGCUAAUACUGUCACGGGGCAUGCUGGAUGGGCUAUGCCAGCUCCGGCGCUUCUUCCUGGCUCGAGUUUUGCAACCGGAGGCCUGUGUGGUGAUUCUCCUGUGUGGAGUAGAAAGUCUGGCUCCUCUUCUGGAGAUGGUGCCAAUAAAGGGUGACACUUGUCUCCAGAUUUCCAGCGAGCAGGAGCCUCAGGAGUACCGCUCAGCUGUGGUAGAAAUAACACGCAAAGGUGGACAGGCACCAGCAGUAGAUGGGAAACCAGUCCAACAACUGAAGGUUGAGAAGAAACUAUCUGUUGGUUCUCUUGCUGAAAAAUCUUUAUUGAUCCUACCCAGUCGUGUGCCAUGUCAGAGUCCAGGGGAGAUUUUCAUUCUUCUGCGGGAAGUCAAGACCAUCAAAGAUGCUGAGGUGGAGUUCAGUGGAAACAAGCAGACAGUGAAAGUAAAGCCUGUGAACUGGAAUGAAAGCACACUGUGUGUGUCUGCCCCUGACUUUUCUGCUGGAGAUGUCAGUGUGACACUGUACUGUCAAGGAGUGGUCAAAGGCAAGGCCAGCCUACAAUACUACACCAUGCUUGAAGAUGUUGCUCGCUGUCUUCAGCAGGCUGCAGAUCCUGUGAAAUUCAUGUGCCAGGCCUUGCAGGUUCCUUCGUUGGAGAACCUGGAUCAAUCUCUGGCUACUUAUCUGAUGCAGAAAAUGCCAACAGGAGGUUUUCAUGGCCUGCAGUGUGAUCGGCUUCCCGCUCAGAAUGUUGACGAGGAUAUCCCUACUCUCUUGCAUUUUUCUGCCCAACAUGGAUUGAAAGAUUUGGCUGCUGCUCUCCUGCUGUGUCCCGGAGCCAUGCAAGCCCUAAAGAUCACCAAUAAAUAUGGGUACACACCACUGGAUCUUGCACACAUAAAUGGUCACAAGCAGCUCUACACCCUUCUUAAGGAGUCACUGGUAACUGAAGAUGCCAAUAUCGAUACUGAUGUAUAUGAAAUUAUGGACAGAGCUGUAAAUCUUCAAAUCGAUGACAAGAAAGAUGAUGAGAGCGUCUAUACACAUCCAGGUGGAGGUGAUGAAGAGUACGACACCAUUCUUACGUCCAGCAGCUCUCCGGUAAUCGUAAACCGACCCCCUGCACCGACCCCUAGACCCAAUUGUCUUCUCAACACAGGGGAUAACACUCCAUUCAUCGCUCAAGUUUUCCAGAAGAGAAAGUCACAAGGAGAGGAAACACUAUAUUCUCUUCCCUCAAGACAGGCAAAGCCGAGGGACAGCAUCACAUCCACCUAUGACACCUUUGUGCCAAAUCAGCCGCCAGGGCUGGACGAGCUUAUCAAACUUCAGGAGAAGGUGAAGACUGGAUCUCUCAGUAUAGAUGAUGCUCUGGAUCAAUUCAAUGACUGGCAGAGACUUCAGAGAGGAAUGGACAGUAUCCAACAGGAGAAGAUUCAGCAGCUGAGGGCGAGUAUCAUUAACGACCUAGAGAAUAUUGAAAGUGUCUAUGAUAAAAUCAGCAUCGUUCAUCACACAUCAACCACUUCUGCAAAUGAGAAUAAAAGAGCAAGUCAGCAAAUGGAGACAGAUUUCUACUGCAAACCUUUAAAAGGCCAAUCCUCACACAUCAAGAAAGCAGACAAACAGUGAUAGAAACUAAUAAUAAUGUACUUUAAGGUCAUUGGACCUUUCAAAAUACAUGCAAUCUGUAGUAGCCUAUACCUAAUGAAAAAUAAGCUUCAUAUGAUUUCUCUUUGUAUUGUUUAUCUGUAAAAAAGGUUGCCUUAAAAUUUUGAGUUAAUUCAACUUUUAUUAUUGUUGUCAACUAUUAUUUUUUAUUAAGUUUAAUUAAAAUUUUAAGGCAACUAGGUAACUUACUUUUUUAAGUUUUAACUUUUUUAAAGUGGUUGAAGAUACACUGAAUGAAUCACGGUACAUGUUUAGAAUGUGACGGGUACAGAAAUCUUUUCAUAAAUCUUUCAAAAUUUGUUAAUAUUCAGCCAGUAAGUUAGUUGGUUUAGUAUUUGACAUUUUCAGGUUCAUGUUUCAUUUCUGUUUUUUUAUGUUUUCAUGGACUAUAUGACUACCUUAAAAGCUGAAGCCUUAAGAGAUUGUACAUGAUUAUUUUCUAUCUUGCAUUGCUGCUGUUCAUCUGUUGUUUUACUAAGGACAGAUAUCUACUAAUAUUCAAUUUCUUUAUGUUUUGUCAAAUUAAUUUAUUAUGAAUUAAAGACAACAAUUCAGCAUUCUAAUGUAAUUCUAAAGCCAUAAUUGUCAUCUAUGUACUAACAUAAUUUUGCAUAUAAUUUGUCUUAUUAUACUGUUUAUUUCUUUUCUUAUUCGGGUCAUGUUGAUGCACUUAAAUUGUGACCAUAUCAAAAUCCAGGCUAAAGUCUUUUAAUCUAAUUUUGAGAAAGUUAAUUUCAACACUGUAAAAAAUUCCGUAGAAAUUACAGUUACUUACAGCUGGUUGCCAAUAACUUAACGU
Misgurnus anguillicaudatus (oriental weatherfish) is the source of this 4572-nucleotide messenger RNA. NCBI's taxonomy places the organism in Eukaryota, Metazoa, Chordata, Actinopteri, Cypriniformes, Cobitidae. The record is from RefSeq and is a predicted model, not a curated record.